CCCGGAGAGGUUUGAAUCCAGUCUGUAGCCCUGGCCGCCAUGCUGAGCUGAGAGAGAGCGAACCAACCAAACUUUCACGCUGCUGCUGCUCCGACGUUCAUCUUCGUACGCACCAGGACAAAAAAAAAGGAACACGUACUUCCCCACGACCGGUGUUGUGAGAUUUGCCCUGAGCCUCUCCAUAGACCAUUUCCAACCGUGUGAAGAAAAGUGAAAAGGAAUUUUAAUGAAUCAGUAUUCGCUAGCCGACGCCAUGACGGACAACAUGAGGAUUUUAUAAUUCUCUCCAGAGGAAGAGCGUCGCAUCUUGUAAGGAGCCACAGAGGAAACUUCACAGUUCCGAAGUUAUCAGAGUCUAAUAUGGGAUUUGGUGUGUUGGGAGUGUUUCUGGGGCUGCUCCUAGAGGUCUCCACCCAUGGACCCCACGCUGUGCCUCGAACCUCUUGGAGACACCAAGAUUUAGAUCUGAUGGAGUUUUCAGAGCCUGCGAUCUUCAACUACUCCACGCUGUUGCUGAGUGAGGAUAGGGAUGCGCUGUAUGUGGGAGCCAGGGAGGCCAUCUUUGAACUCAGCAAGAAGAACGUGACGGUCAAACACAACAAGGUUCAGUGGACAGUUGCAGAAAAUCACAUGUUGAUGUGCACUCAAAAAGGAAAAUCAAGAGAGAGGGAUUGUCUAAACUACAUUCGAGUGCUCCAAGUCGUAGACGACAAGCAGCUGUAUGUCUGCGGCACGCACGCCUUUCAACCUCAGUGUGACCACUUGAACCUCGCUGACUUUUCGUUGGGUGGUCGGCCUGAAGAUGGCCGGGGAAAGUGCUCUUUUGACCCGUCACAAAGCUUUACUACCGUCAUGGUUGAUGGAGAGCUGUACUCGGGGACAGCUUAUAACUUCUUAGGCAGUGAACCGAUUAUAUCCAGGUACUCUCCAUCCCAGUCCCUGCUGAGGACAGAGUACUCCACAUCAUGGCUCAAUGAGCCCAGUUUUGUAUUUGCUGAUGUGAUUAGUGAAGGGAGUAACAGAGUAGAUGGCGAGGACGAUAAAAUCUACUACUUCUUCACCGAGGUGUCAGUGGAGUAUGAAUUCUUUGGCAAGCUGCUCAUCCCCCGAGUGGCACGCGUCUGUAAGGGCGACCUCGGGGGGCAGCGCACUCUGCAGAAGAAAUGGACGUCUUUCCUGAAAGCCAAGCUGGUGUGCUCCAUGCCUGAGCUCAACUUUGUUUUCAAUGUAGUACAUGAUGUCUUCAUCCUGAAGGGGGCAAACUGGAGGGACACAGUCAUCUACGGGGUCUUCACCUCCCAGUGGGGUAACGUGGGCUUGUCAGCAGUGUGCGCUUACAACAUGACAGCCGUGGAAGAAGUCUUUUCCAAGGGCAAGUACAUGCAGAAGGCCACAGUGGAGCAGUCCCACACCAAGUGGGUCCGGUACAACGGCAUCACUCCUUCUCCACGUCCUGGAGCAUGUAUUAACAACCAAAUGCGACGGCAGAACAUCAGCAGCUCUCUCCACCUGCCAGACAAGACCCUUCAGUUUGUCAAGGACCACCCCCUGCUAGAGGACCCCGUCCUGCCCAUCGGCAACAGGCCUCGCCUCAUCACCAAAGAUGUCAACUACACUCAGAUCGUUGUGGAGAGGGUCCGUGCACUCGAUGGAAACAUUUACGACGUCAUCUUCACUGGAACAGAUAAGGGAGUCGUGCACAAGUCAGUGGUGUAUGAAGGAGAAGUGCACAUUGUGGAGGAGAUCCAGCUCCUGAAGAACUCUGAGUCCAUCAAGAACCUGCUGCUGUCCUCUGAGACACGAUCCCUGUAUGCUGGUUCAGACUCGGGUGUAGUCCAAUCACCCACAGCCUUCUGUGGCCGGUAUAUGUCCUGCGAGGACUGUGUCCUGGCUCGAGACCCAUACUGUGCGUGGGACCUUCACACUGCCUGUGUCAAUAUCUUUGAUGCCCCCAGCCAACGGCUUAGGAAGCUAAUCCAGAGCCUGAAUGGUGACGCAGACAAGUGUCCUUCAGUAGCGUCAGGCCGGUCUCUGAAGGACUACCAGCGUGUGACAGUGAAACUAGGGAGCUCUGCUGAGCUGCCGUGCCUGGUACGCUCCAACCUAGCCCAGGUGUUGUGGAAAUCCAACGGCUCGGUGCUCACCGAGGCCUCACGCUUCCACCUUGUAGGCGAAAACGGCCUCCUUAUUUACAGCGUUGCUCCAGAGGAUCAAGGUCACUAUGAGUGCUGGUCAGUGGAAUGGGCCCCCGCUGCUGGGAAGAACUUUAGCCGGCUCCUGGCUGGAUAUGUCCUCACUCUGGACCUCCCGCCCAGAGCCCCGCACCAGGCAGGCCACGUGACCACCCUCGGCAGCCAGGAGAAAUCUAGCACACAUGCAGCUGAAGGUAAUGGUAAGACAGACCGAGUCCUACUAACGUCGGCCCUUGCCCCUCCCAGCUUCACAGCCACAGUCCAGUUCACCUCUCCACCCCAAACUGACUCAUCACUAACUCCGCCGCCCAGCAGCACAAUCAAGUUCCUAUCAAAGCAGCGUCUUCCCCUGAGCUCCAACGCUCCGCGUCCCGACAGCCAGGACCCAGCGGCAGAGUAUUUGCAGCACAGCAACAGCAUUGCCCUCCUCUUCCUCUUCCUCCUGUUUUUCCUCCUCUUCCUGACCGCGUUGGCAUACAACUGCUACAUGCAGUAUCUUCCAGCUCCCUGUCUGCGGCUGCGAGCUGCUCUCUUGGGCAGUCACAAGAGCGCCGAUCAGACGGAGUAUCGGGCCUGUGAGGAAGGUCUAAUGAUGGAGGCAUCUGCACCUGAAAAAAAUAACAUGAAGGAGCAGCCGACGCAGAACGGCAGCCAAACAACUCAAAAUCUCCGGGCUCUCCGUGACACCGGGUAUGAGACUGAGCCGGAGUGUGGCAACGGUCAAAUCCCCUCCCACACUUUUGGAGACGACAGCCUGUCCCAGGAGAAACCCUUUGAUGUGGAAUGUGAAUCUCAGCCCAUCCAGUUUGCAGAUGCAGAUUAACCUUACUGCUAGCCAGAAGCUUUCGUUUCUCUCAGCAUAGAGACUAUUUUAUAGGGGAUCAACACUCAUGCUGCAUCUUCCCACAACUUAUAAGUCAAAAUGGUUUCCUCCUAUCUAAAAAGUAUGUUCAGUGUACAGUAUCACACAAUGUUUAAUCAUCACAAGGCUUAAGCCAGGCGUUUUUUCGUAGAGAUUUAACUCCUGAUGUAGGGCUUAUGAUGAUAAGGCAAGAACUGUAUUCACAGAAGCUGCACUCUCUCAGCUUAGUCCAGCAAGAAAAGCUAUUUCUUAAAUUCCAAAUUGGAAACAUUGUUUACCAAAUUGGUAAGUUACCCUGGUGUUUUCCAAAUUGGAGUCGUGUUUUGUAAAGCCUGGGUGAAAUAUAAUCUCUUGAAGCUUUUGCAUCUUUUUUUUUCUUCUCUCAAAGUAACGUGUCGGCUGUUGGACUUGGGUAAAUGCUUCAACAUUACAGUAAUUUCUCAGGGAAGAUUUGCUCAGUACGUUAAAGCCUAGCUUUGUUGUACAGUGUUGCCAUCUGCAGCACCUGGUAUGUGGGACUUAAUCUCACCCAGUGAUGGUCAGAAAAAAAACUGCAAGUGGCGACUUGCAUGAUAGAAAAGUGCUGGAAUAAAUCAAACCGUUGUCUUCUAGUGACAA
Etheostoma spectabile (orangethroat darter) is the source of this 3672-nucleotide messenger RNA. It is a transcript of the gene sema4d, whose product is annotated as sema domain, immunoglobulin domain (Ig), transmembrane domain (TM) and short cytoplasmic domain, (semaphorin) 4D. The record is from RefSeq and is a predicted model, not a curated record. Gene Ontology annotation, cellular component: plasma membrane. Gene Ontology annotation, molecular function: semaphorin receptor binding; chemorepellent activity. Lineage: Eukaryota; Metazoa; Chordata; Actinopteri; Perciformes; Percidae. Gene Ontology annotation, biological process: semaphorin-plexin signaling pathway; negative chemotaxis; ossification involved in bone maturation.